This is a messenger RNA of Rotaria sp. Silwood2, 708 nucleotides long. NCBI's taxonomy places the organism in Eukaryota, Metazoa, Rotifera, Eurotatoria, Philodinida, Philodinidae. The record is from the annotation of a GenBank genome assembly.
AUGGUUAAUAUUAUGAAUCUACUGGACGAAAUAAUUCUUAUUAUUUGGAAUAAAUUGAAUAAAAUUGACGUACUUUACUCAUUUUUAAAUGUUAGCAAAAGAUUCGAUAAAUUGAUACGUGAUAAGAUUUACACUCAUUCUAUUGAAUUGAUAAAAACAAAUUGUGAAGAAAAAGACAAUUGUUCAUUAUCUGAUCAAAUAUUAGAUCGAUUUUGUUUGGAUACAUUACCUCAAAUCAAUUCUAUUGUUGAAGAACUCAUUCUUGAAUCACGUUCUAUGGAACGAAUUUUUUACGCUGGUGAUUAUACUCGAUUAUAAGCAUUCGACGAUUGUCAAUGUUUUCUUGAUGGACAUCUCCGUCAACUGCGUACGCUCAUUGUGAGAAUUGAUUUAAUUUGGAAUUCGAAAUUAUUUAUUAAUAAUACAGAUAUAUUGAAUUUAAAAUGUUUUUCACUAACUUCAUAUACUCAAACAAAUGAAUAUGAUACUCAUGUUGUACCACUUCUUCGUCGAAUGAUAUAUCUCGAACAACUUACAUUAUAUGUUAGUGUUAAUAAUCGAUCGACAUUUAUUGAUGGUAUUCAUCUCAACAAUGAGAUUCUCGAUCAUAUGUCUCAACUUCAAACGUUUAGCUUCAAUAUUAUCACUCGUACUAACGUCAAUACUUAUGUUAAUAAUCAAUUAUAUGAAGACAUCCGAUUUCAUUAA